AUCCCGAGGCAUGGGUUGUGGCACUCGAAGAAGCCUCGUAUAUAAGGAACAGAAACCGCGGAGGAGCAUCACACUCAUCACCAACACAGAAAAGAUGUCUCGCGGAUCGUGGAUGGCACCUUUGGCACUGCUCGCAGCCCUGGUCUCGGGGUCGCUGGCAGCUGACCUCGCCGGGCGCUUUGUCACCUUAGGGAAGUGCCCUAAUAUUACGAACAAGGCCGAUUUUGAUGCCGUGCCUUAUCUCGGCCGUUGGUAUGAACAGGAGCGCUAUGACAUUGUCUUCCAGUCAGGCAUGGACUGUGUCAACGCCAUCUAUAGCGACAUGGGUAAUGGCUACGUCGAAGUCCACAACACCGCCAGGACAUCCUAUGGUGACUUCACUGACAUCGUUGGGCAAGCUCAUGUGGUGGAGCCUGGCGUCCUCCUCGUCGAGUUUGGCGGAUGUGAGUCAAUGGGUUAUUUAUGUAUCAUCAUCGUCAUGAAAUAUGUGUUAUUGAGGAUUUGUAUUAUGUGUUAGCGUCAACGUAUUGUGUGAGUAUUGUUAUCGUAAUGUGUUAUG
Messenger RNA from Penaeus indicus, 559 nucleotides. RefSeq names its product apolipoprotein D-like. The transcript has 4 exons. Gene Ontology annotation, cellular component: cytoplasm. NCBI's taxonomy places the organism in Eukaryota, Metazoa, Arthropoda, Malacostraca, Decapoda, Penaeidae. Bases 11 to 517 code for a protein of 168 amino acids. Gene Ontology annotation, biological process: response to reactive oxygen species; lipid metabolic process. The record is from RefSeq and is a predicted model, not a curated record.